AACUGGUGGAAACAGCACUUAACACAGGCUGUUCGCUGCAGAUAAAGCUUGAGCUUUGAAAUCAACAAGGUAGACAUUUGCCAUAGGAACAUUAAUAAAUAUUUCUACCUUAUUUGUUACUAGACCAAACAGAAAAAUGAUCUAUCCUUUCUACUUUUCCUUAGGUAUUGCAAUGCUUGCGUACGCACAAGGCUGGUCCUAUUUCUAUUCCCCAGUAAACAUGACAUAUGAGAAUGCUCGACAGUACUGUAAAAAUGAAUACACUGAUUUGGUUGCAAUCCAAAAUCGAGCUGAAAAUGAGUACCUGAACAAUAUUUUGCCUUUCAACCCCACAUAUUAUUGGAUUGGAAUUCGCAAAUUACACAACCAGUGGACCUGGGUGGGAACUAAGAAGGUUCUGACAGAAGAGGCAAAGAACUGGGCAACCAAUGAACCCAACAACAAGAAAAGCAAUGAAGACUGUGUGGAGAUGUAUGUCAAAAGAAGCAAGGAUGAGGGGAAAUGGAAUGAUGAGCCCUGCACUAAAAAGAAGGUUGCUUUGUGUUACACAGCUGCUUGCCACUCUUCCUCCUGUAGCGGUCAUGGAGAAUGUAUUGAAACAAUUAAUAACUACACCUGCAAAUGUCAUGAAGGAUUUUAUGGAGCUGAAUGUGAAAAUGUUUUGAAGUGCCCUCCCAUAGUUGACAAUGAACAAGGAUUCGUCACAUGCAGUCAUAUAUAUGGGAACUUCACAUACAAUUCAAGUUGUAAAUUUACAUGUCCUGAUGGAUUUGUCUUGAAUGGAUCAGACACUAUCCAUUGCACAACUCUAGGAGAAUGGACAGAUGACAUCCCUCAUUGUGAAGCUGUGACCUGCCCAGCCCUUUUAGUUCCUCCACAAGCAUCCAUGGACUGUGAUGAUGAAUUUGGGAAAUUCAAAUAUAACUCCAGGUGCUCCUUCAGAUGCAAUGAAGGUUUCAUCCUAACAGGAUCUGAGUCCAUACAGUGCUUUUCACAUGGGUCUUGGAGCUCUCAUACUCCCACUUGUCAAGCUAUCAGCUGUCCAGAUAUUUCAGUCCCUGAACAAGCAUCCAUGGAUUGUGAAGAUGAAUUUGGGGAAUUCAAGUUAAACUCCAAUUGUUCAUUUAAAUGCAAUGAAGGUUUCAUCUUAGUUGGCUCAGAAUCAUUACAGUGUUCUUCAAUUGGAAGCUGGAGCUUUGAUAUUCCAACAUGUCAAGCUGUACAGUGUUCCUAUUUGAAACCUCCAGUCAAUGGUCAGAUAGAAUGCCAAGAAGGUUCUUAUUAUAAUUCUAAGUGCACAUUUACCUGUGCAGAAGGCUUUAAGAUUGCUGGUGCAUCAGAUCUUAAGUGUUUAGGAUCGGGAGAAUGGACGUCUCUUCCACCAAUUUGUGAAGCUUUAGAAUGUGAAGCGCUUCAGAUUCCAGAUAUGGGCAGAAUGAAUUGUACACACCCAUUAGGGAAAUUUAAAUAUGGAUCUCAGUGCAAAUUUGCCUGUGGGAAUGAUCUGCUACUGAAAGGAACAAACACUCUAGAAUGUGAUAGUGCCGGAAAAUGGAGUGCACCUCUUCCAACCUGCAAAGCUCCCAGGGUGACAAAUAAUUCUGUGGACACCAUAACAAUUGGAGUGGCUGCAGGAGGAGCUUCUGUUUUGUCAGCUGCAUCCCUUGUGAUAUGGAUGAUAAAGCGCCUUCGAAAAAAUGCAAAGAAAUUUACUCCUUCAAGUAGUUGCCAAAGUCUAGAAGCAGCAGAAUCAGGCAGCUACCAGAACAUUGAAGAGUACGUCCAUGACAUUUAAAACAUGGUUGCUGUACAUCCUUUUUCUGGCAUGUUGAAUAUUUAUACGACAUAAAGAUGAUAUUGUGGAGUGCCCUCAAAAUUCAGACUAUUUAAGACUCAGGCUCAACAGCAACUGUAUGGAUUUCAUAUGGAACAUUUGUUGUUAUUUUGCAUUGCCCACAGUUUUUUUUAUUUAGGAAUUCCUCUUUGCAAGACCAUUUUAUCUGGACUGACUGGUAA
Molecule: messenger RNA, 2016 nt
Organism: Spea bombifrons (plains spadefoot toad)
Lineage: Eukaryota; Metazoa; Chordata; Amphibia; Anura; Pelobatidae
Gene: SELE
Product: selectin E
Exons: 13
Coding region: 137-1795 (552 amino acids)
Biological process (GO): heterophilic cell-cell adhesion; leukocyte tethering or rolling; response to cytokine
Cellular component (GO): membrane; external side of plasma membrane
Molecular function (GO): oligosaccharide binding; sialic acid binding
Source: RefSeq, a predicted model, not a curated record